UCUCAUUGUUUUUUUUUUUUUUGAUCCGCUCUCUCUCAUUGUUUAGAACCCUAAAAAAAAAAAGCGAACACCCACAAACGCAGGUACAUUCAGUAAAAUUCUUGCAAAACCUCAUCAGAGAGCAAGACAACGGACUCGAUCUCCUGAAAAUGGCCUCCAAAAUCCCACUCAAAAGCCUACCGAGACUCUUCUCUCUCAUCCGAAACCCUAUCUCGCGCAACCUCUCUACAGCCGAGACCCAAACCCAGAAGCUGGAGCGAAUAGCGGACGAGCUCCUCAGCCUCAACAAGCUCGAAAGAUUCGAUUACUCGGUCCUGUUCCGCCACAAGAUGGGCCUCAACAACUACGGCCCGGCCGUAUCGGGCCCGUCGCCCGCGGCUUCGUCGCCUUCGGUCGGGGCUGGAUCGGCGGACGUGAAGGCGGCGGAGAAGACGGCGUUCGACGUGAAGCUGGAGAAGUUCGACGCGGGGGCGAAGAUCAAGAUCAUAAAGGAGGUGAGGAGCUUUACGGAAUUGGGAUUGAAGGAGGCCAAGGAUUUGGUCGAGAAGGCACCGGUCGUGGUGAAGAAAGGGGUUGCCAAGGAAGAGGCGGAUUCGAUCGUGGAGAAACUCAAGGGGUUGGGUGCCACUGUGGUGUUGGAAUGAUUUCUAAUGUACUCAUAUAUUUUUAGAGAAAGAAAUUUUGAUUUCUUGCUUCUUUGUGAUCUUAUCGUAGAAACAACUUUCAUCUUUAUGAUAUGAGAGUGAGAACGAAAUGCAGGUGUUCAAUAAUUGUCUGUUUUUCGAA
Rhododendron vialii is the source of this 786-nucleotide messenger RNA. RefSeq lists its product as uncharacterized. Gene Ontology annotation, biological process: translation. Gene Ontology annotation, cellular component: ribosome. Gene Ontology annotation, molecular function: structural constituent of ribosome. The transcript has a single exon. NCBI's taxonomy places the organism in Eukaryota, Viridiplantae, Streptophyta, Magnoliopsida, Ericales, Ericaceae. Bases 150 to 644 code for a protein of 164 amino acids. The record is from RefSeq and is a predicted model, not a curated record.